AAAACGAAAGGUUAAAUGUAAAUAACUUGAAAGAAAAGCAGUGAAUUUAGAGUCUAAUCUCACUUCCUGGAGGUUCUGCUUCCCCGUGCAUGCCCCAGACCCGCUCUGCAGAGCGCCCGGAGCCCUCUGGGCUCUGAUCGCCUCCCCUCGGGGCUUCUCCUCGGGCCCCGACACUCGGGGAGAUGAGACCUUUCCCACUGGUUCUCUUUUGACCGAUCGUGUUUCAGGCUGACUUUGCCACCCAUGAGGAUGCAGAAGGUGCUGCUGCAGGGUAUCACGAUAACUGCACACCCUGACCCAAGUGUCAGUAUUUUAUUUACUCGUGUCUCCUUAUUAGGAGACACGGGGAAAUAAAAUAUUGACACUUAAUAAAGACAAUUUCCCCACCUAGGGCUGAAAGCAUUUGAGAUAUUUUCUUUGCACUGCAGACCUGCAGCCUGCUCCAACUGUGUCUUGACCCAAGAGCUGUUUUUUCAUCCCAUGAAAUGCGAUAUCCAUGAAGCCUUGAGAUGACAAUUGGGUAUGUUAGACUACUGAAUUUACUCCUGAAUAGAAAACUUUAAAAUCAGAACAAUGAUCAGUCAAAUCAGAAGAAAAAAAAGAGCCCAUGUUGAUAUAAGAAAAGUUCAAGAGGUAUUUUGGUUUAGCCUGGGGAAGAUGACAAUUAUUACAUUAUUUGUUACAUUUAGCUUUGCUAAGUUUACUUUUUUAAGGUAGUACAUCCAGUAAGUGUCUCUAUUAUUAUGCCUCUUAGGAGUUCACAUUAUUAACAUUUUAAAGCUUCCUCUUGAAACCUUUUUUCUUAAUGAAAAAAGAAAAAAGAAAAAAGAAAAAAGAAAAAAGAAAAAAGAAAAAAGAAAAAAGAAAAAAGAAAAAAGAAAAAAGAAAAAAGAAAAAAAGAAAUAAAGAAAAAAGAAAAAAAAAAGAAAUAAAGAAAAAAGGAAAAAGAAAGAAUUUGUAGUUUGACAAAAGCCUGGCAGUGGUCUUAUGGGGAAAUGAAGAUAUUUGGGAGAAUCUCCAUCGGUAUGAACCAAGUUAGCUUUCCGGGAAUGGGGGAGUAAUGCUGAAUCGCAGGCCUCAGCCUGGUUUUGUGUUCAGUUUUCCCUGUUCAUCCCUGCCCUUAUGCUUUGCACAAGCAAUUGCAACCAACUUAAAACCUCUGCAUUUUGGACUGAGAGCAAUGAAACAUGUUUUUCUCAUUUAUUCUUUGUUGGCAUGUCCGUGCCACCUUAUUUCGGCACGUUUGUGUCCAUUGCGCUGAGUGCAUUCCUGUGUGACAAGGGAGCCGUGUGUGUGACCGCCCUCAGCGGCGGGCGGGGCUGGGGGCACUUCGGCACUUCGGCACUUCGGCACUUCGGCACUUCGGCACUUCGGCACUUCGGCACUUCGGCAGUGCCCGCUCGUGCGGGAAGCCGCGGUGUGCCCAUCGCGCUGUGCUGCGCUCCUGGAGCGUGGGCUGAGCACAGUCCGGCAGCGCUGUCACCGCGCUGUCACCGCGCUGUCACCGCGCUGUCACCGCGCUGUCACCGCGCUGUCACCGCGCUGUGCGGGCCGUGCCGCAACACAACACUGUGAAGGGCAGGGGAGCGAGAGGGCGAGGUGUGAGGGGUCUGCAGCGGGGUCUGAGUGUGGGAGGGGGUGAGGGAGUGCGGAUGCGAGGCGGUGCGUGCGAGGGGCUGUGUGCGAGGGGCUCCGUGCGAGGGGCUCCGUGUGAGGAGGACACGCGGCUACCGGGGAUGCGGGAUGCGGGAUGCGGAGAUGCCAAAGCCACACUCCCCGCGCUCUCGCCCCGCCCCGCUGCCCUCCGCCGGCCCUCGGGGCCGGGCUCCACCGCCUGCGCCCGCCCCGUCCCUCCUUCCCCUCGCUCCCCCUCCCCGCCACCGGGACUUCCCUUCGCGCUCUAUUCAGCGGUGCCGCGCCGCUACUCCGGUAUGUCCCGCAGCCGGGCAUCGCCCAGCGCCCGGCCUCUGUAGCGCCUCCGGCCACGGGUGAGGAGGGGCCGAGGGGCCAUGGGGGGCUCCUGAGGGAGCGGGGAGCGGAGCGCCCGGCCCGCGCCGCCACCAUGGAGCCGCCGCCGCCCGGCGCCCCCGGCGCGGCCGAGCCCGCCGGCUGCCCCAGGGACACCGACCGCCAGCUGCGCCUCCGCCUCUGCGUCCUCAACGAGAUCCUCAGCACGGAGCGCGACUACGUGGGGACCCUCCGCUUCCUGCAGUCGGCAUUUCUGCACCGGAUCCGACAGAAUGCAGUGGACAAAGCUGAGAAGUACAUAACAGAGGAGAAUGUUAAGAUCUUAUUUUCUAACAUUGAAGACAUUCUUGGUGUUCACAAGGAGUUCCUGGCUGCUCUGGAAUUUUGUAUGCAACCAGAACCCCAGUCUCAGCAUGAACUGGGAAAUGUUUUCUUAAAAUUUAAAGAUAAAUUCUUUGUGUACCAGGAGUACUGUAGCAACCACGAGAAAGCACUCAGACUGCUGAUGGAAUUGAACAAGAUCCCGACGGUCAGAACAUUCCUUCUGGGUUGCAUGCUUUUGGGAGGCAGAAAGACAACAGACAUUCCACUAGAGGGUUAUCUGCUGACUCCAAUUCAGAGAAUUUGCAAAUACCCUCUUCUGCUCAAGGAAUUAGCUAAGAGGACUCCCUCUAAGCAUCCUGAUCACCCAGCUGUCCAGAACGCACUGCAGGCAAUGAAGACAGUCUGUACAAAUAUCAAUGAGACCAAGAGACAGAUGGAGAAACUGGAAGCCCUUGAACAGUUGCAGUCCCACAUUGAGGGAUGGGAGGGAUCAAAUCUGACAGAUAUUUGCACACAGCUCUUACUGCAAGGGACUUUGUUAAAAAUCUCAGCAGGAAACAUCCAGGAGAGAAUGUUCUUUCUGUUUGAUAAUCUCCUGGUCUAUUGCAAGAGGAAAUCCAGAGUUACUGGGAAAAAACCAUCUAAAAGGACAAAGUCCAUCAACGGGUCCCUUUAUAUCUUCAGGGGCCGAAUAAAUACAGAAGUCAUGGAAGUAGAGAAUGUGGAAGAUGGAACAGCAGAUUACCACAGCAACGGCUACACAGUGACAAACGGCUGGAAGAUUCACAACACAGCCAAGAACAAGUGGUUUGUCUGUAUGGCCAAGACUGCCGAAGAUAAACAGAAAUGGCUGGAUGCUAUAAUCAAGGAAAGGGAGCAGAGAGAGAGUUUGAAACUGGGAAUGGAGAGGGAUGCAUAUGUCAUGAUUGCUGAGAAAGGAGAGAAGCUGUACCAAAUGAUGAUGAGCAAGAAAGUGAACCUUAUCAAAGAUAGGAGAAGAAAAUUAAGUACUGUUCCCAAGUGCUUUCUUGGCAACGAGUUUGUGUCCUGGCUCACUGAGAUUGGAGAGAUAAGCAAACCAGAGGAAGGGGUCAACCUGGGACAGGCACUAUUGGAAAAUGGAAUCAUUCAUCAUGUUUCAGAUAAGCACCAGUUUAAGAAUGAACAGGUCAUGUACAGAUUUCGCUAUGAUGAUGGAACGUACAAGCCAAGAAGUGAAUUGGAAGACAUCGUGUCCAAGGGGGUGAGACUGUACUGCCGACUGCACUGCCUGUAUACUCCAGUGGUAAAAGACCGUGACUACCACCUAAAGACAUACAAAUCAGUAAUCCCUGCAAGUAAACUAGUGGACUGGCUUAUUGCACAGGGAGACUGUCAGACUCGGGAAGAAGCUGUCGCACUGGGUGUGGGACUCUGCAAUAACGGCUUCAUGCAUCAUGUCCUGGAGAAAAGUGAAUUUAAGGAUGAAUCCUUAUAUUUCCGCUUUUAUGCUGAUGAGGAGAUGGAGGGCACCAGUUCCAAGAGCAAACAAUUACGUAAUGACUUCAAGCUUGUGGAAAACAUCCUGGGAAAGAGUCUUCUGAUUUUACCAGAAGAGGAUGAUUAUGGAUUUGACAUAGAGGAAAAGAACAAAGCAAUUGUGGUGAAGUCAGUUCGACGAGAAUCUUCUGCUGAGAUGGCUGGCCUGCAAGCAGGAAGAAAAAUCUAUUCCAUCAAUGAGGAUUUAGUAUUCCUACGCCCGUUUGCCGAAGUGGAAACCAUCUUAUCCCAGUCCUUCUGCUCACGAAGGCCACUUAGGCUUCUGGUAGCCACCAAGUCAAAAGAGAUUAUUAAAAUCCCAGAUUGUCCUGAAGCACUUUGCUUUCAGAUCCGGGGAGCAGCACCACCAUAUGUUCACGCAGUAGGAAGAGGUUCUGAGGCUGCAGCCGUGGGCCUUCAUCCAGGGCAGUGUAUUUUGAAAGUUAAUGGGAAUAAUGCAACACACGGAAAUUACAAGGAAGUUCUGGAGCACUUCACAGCCUAUAGGACCAGGCAGCAGGAAGCACUGGGGUUGUACCAGUGGGUGUACAGAACACAUGAAGAUGCUGAAAAGGACAGAGUUCAGCAAGCAGCAUCCCCUGCAUGUUUGAAUGGCAGUCACCCAGGCUCCAGGAAAGACAACUCGGCACUAGAAGGACAUGCAGAAUUGGAACCCCUUCAAAGCAGCCAACAGGAAUCAGCCCAGACACCACAGCCUGUUAUUUCUCCACUGGUCAUUGGUGAAGAAACCCCUCUCAUCAGCCUGACUGUGGAUAACACCCACCUCGAGCACGGGGUGGUGUAUGAAUAUGUUAGCAGUGCAGGAAUCAAAUCCUUUGUCCUGGAGAAAAUUGUGGAACCAAAAGGCUGCUUCAAUCUCACUGCGAAGAUUUUAGAGGCCUUUGCUGCAGAGGACAGUAAUUUCGUAAGGAACUGUGAAAGACUUAUAUCCCUAAGCAGUGCUGUGGCCACCAUGCCCCAGUAUGAAUUCCGGCAAAUCUGUGACACUAAGCUGGAAAGCAUCAGCCGGAGGCUCACGAGCUACCAAGAGUUUGCAGAUGAAUUGAAAACAAAGGUGAGCCCAGCCUUCAAACAAGCCGUCAUGGAACCACAUUCCCUCAGCAGCAUGGACUUCUGCCCCACCAACUGCCAUAUUAACCUCAUGGAGGUAUCAUACCCCAAAAGCACUACCUCAGCAGGGAGAUCGUUCAGUAUUCGCAUUGGACGGAAACCUUCUAUUAUUGGUCUUGAUCCAGAGCAAGUAGGUACCUUAAAUCCCGUCUCAUAUACUCAGCAUUGCAUCACCACUAUGGCUGCACCAUCCUGGAGAUGUCCAGCCUCAGAAGAUGGAGAUGCUGAUGGUUUUGGCCAGCAGAAUGGAGGAACAAUUUGGGAAGAAAGGGGACUCAGUUUUCUGCUGAAACAGGCAGAUUGGGAGAUGCAGGACUCCUACUUGCACCUUUUUAACAGACUUGACAUUGCAGUAAAGGAAAUGAAGCAGUAUGUCGUUCAGAUAAAUAAACUUUUGUCCACCAUAACAGAACCUACAGAAGCUGGUGCUUGUGAGCCGCCAUCUACUGAAGAGGCAUCCUCACCUUCCCUGGGAACAGAAGAGAGUGAUCCCGACAAAGCAGAGCAUGGUGGAAUCAAGAAGGUCUGUUUCAAAGUUUCUGAGGAGGACCAGGAAGACUCUGGACAUGACACAAUGAGUUUCAGAGACUCCUACAGUGAGUGUAACAGUAACCGGGACUCCGUGUUGUCCUACACCAGCGUGCGGAGCAACAGCUCUUACCUGGGCAGUGAUGAGAUGGGAUCAGGAGAUGAGCUUCCCAAUGAUAUGAGGAUACCUUUAGACAAGCAAGACAAACUUCAUGGCUGUCUGGAACACCUUUUUAACCAGGUUGAUGCAAUCAAUGCACUUCUCAAAGGACCAGGAAUAAAUAAGGCCUUUGAAGAAACCAAGCACUUUCCCAUGGACCACAGUUUGCAAGAAUUUAAACAGAAGGAAGAAACCACAGUUAGGUGCCGGAAUAAUAUUCAAGCCAGCAUUCAGGAAGAUCCAUGGAACCUUCCACUGCGCAUCAAGAACCUUGUUGACAUCAUACAGAAACAUGUGGAAGAUGGGAAGAAUCAGCUGCUUUUGGCCUUGUUAAAAUGCACAGAUACUGAGCUACAGCUGAGACGUGAUUCCAUCUUCUGUCAGUCUCUUGUGGCUGCUAUUUGCACCUUUUCAGAGCAGUUACUGGCUGCUCUCAACUAUCGGUACAACAACAAUGGGGAAUAUGAAGAGAGCAGCAGAGAUGCCAGCAGAAAAUGGCUGGAACAGAUAGCAGCCACUGGAGUUUUACUGAACUACCAGUCUCUUCUCUCCCCGGCAGUGAAGGAGGAGCGCACCAUGCUGGAAGACAUCCAGGUCACUCUGGCGGAAAUAGACAAAGUUACCUUUUUCUUCAAGCAGCUGGAUGAAGGUCUUGUAGCAAAUACUCAUGUCUUCUACCACAUCGAAGGAAGUCGUCAGGCCUUGAAGGUUAUCUUUUAUCUUGACAGCUACUACUUCUCCAAACUACCUGCUCGGUUUCAGAAUGGAGGAACCUUGAAACUGCACACAGUGCUCUUUACAAAAGCUCUGGAGAGUACAGAGGGGCAAUCACAACCAGCUGGUUCAUCUCUAGAAGAACUCCCACAGCAAAUUAAUGGUAUUUCACUUGAAAAAGUGCAGCAAUACUACCGUAAACUCAGGACAUUUUACCUAGAGAGAUCAAACUUGCCCACUGAUUCUAAUACUACUGCAGUGAAGAUUGACCAGCUUAUUCGUCCCAUCAAUGCAAUGGAUGAGCUUUGCAGGCUGUUGAAGUCUUUCAUCAGUGCAAAGCCGAUGCAGUCAGGAUGCUCCAGCAGUGCCUCCUCAGGAGCCGGCCUGCUGCCCAUCUCCUCUGAGCUCUGUUACCGACUGGGAGCCUGUCAGAUCACCAUGUGCGCUACCGGGAUGCAGAGGAGCACGCUGAGUGUGUCCCUGGAGCAAGCAGCCAUCCUGGCCCGCAGCCAUGGCCUCCUGCCCAAGUGCAUCAUGCAAGCCACAGACAUCAUGCGAAAGCAGGGACCAAGGGUUGAAAUCUCUGCCAAGAAUCUGAAAGUGAUGGACCAAAUGCCACAGCAUGCACCUCGACUCUAUAGGUUGUGCCAGCCGCCUACCGAGGGGGAUUUAUAGAAGUAAGAGGCACCUCCUGGCCUCCCCACAAGAGCAGUCAGCUCUGAGGACCCUACGGACUGACCCUGAUGGUGCUGCUGUGCUCUGGAGGAGAGGGCCCUGCUGGCCCAAGCAUCAGGAAUCUGCCUUUGAACUCCUGGGGCCCAUGCAGGAGUAUUUCUUUGACUUCUUGAAGAAAUUCUUGAAACAAACACCACAGGCAAGAAUGGAUGCUGCUGCCAUUCGCCAGAUGCCUGGAAAAAGACCAUUAUUUUUCUAGAAAGUGCAGUUCUCCUACUGACUUGUUUGUGCAACCCCCAGAAAAGUGUGGACUUCAAGAUAUGGCUUGGUUCAGAAAUUCCUGCUGGACAUGGCUCUCUCUUCCUGUACUGCCCCUGGCACACAUUUAACUGCCAGCAGGUUUUUGGUCAAUGUCCUCUAGCAGUAGUUUCAUAAAUUCCUCUUUUUCAUGAAAAGACCUGCACUUUUAAGCAAAGAAUAGCACAAUCUACGGUUUAUUCAAAUAGGAACAUAAAGAAUUUCUUCUGGAGUAAUUUUCCACUUCAGCCCAGUGAGAAAAUCUCUCUAUGCUGCAGAGUAUACAUUCCGUAAUACUUCUUAUCAUUACUUCAUUUUACUUACUGUAGAUUUCAGGUUUUUGAUUAACUCUUUUUACUAAUGCCCUGUGAUUAUGUACUCUGGAAUACAGUGCUAGUGAAGAGGAGUGUAGGAUUUUUAAGAAAAUACUACAAAGAAAAAAGACAGUCUUACAAUCUGAUUAUUUGAACAGAUGUAGUUUUUAAAACAGGUCAGAAGAACUAUACUUAUUUAUGUGGAGUGGAAUAAUACGUGUUUGCGAUCAUGUUAUUAUAUGUACAAGAUUAAAAUAAAAAUUAUAUUGUUUAAAAUGGGACCAAUAUACUGGCAGUUACACAGCUACUCCCAGUUUACUGAAAAAAUCUUCAUUAUUUAAAAUCUUCAAUAUUUAAGUAGCCUUUAAUACAGUUAUUAAGAUGUAUUAGGGAUGCUUUUAAGUUAAAAGAAAAAAGGAAUCGUGUAUAUAAUGUUCUUUAUAUUUUCCUGUUUGAGAAAUCGUUCUCUAUUCUGUCAGUAUUACCCUAAGCACUGUAGUUUUUUCCAAAUUACUGGCUGAAACUAAUCAAAGCAUGUCAGCAAGUCUCAGGACAGAAAUAAUAUUCUUUUGGAAUGAGUGCCUUAACAUGACCAACCCUCCCUAAUAUGGCAGGUGUACAAGAAACUCCCCAUUCCUUUUCCUCCAGAGCCUCCUUUAAACCAGCUCCCAGUCAGAAAACCCAUGAGUGCUUUGCAGUAUGUAUAUUUUAGAAAAUAAAGGUUUGGGGGUUUUAUUUGUGGUGUUGUUCGUUUUUUAGUGAGCUUAAUUUCAUUUUAUUAACAUCCAAAGCAAGUCAAAAAUUAAAAAUCGAUGUUUUCAUCUGGACAUGAAGGCCUCUUUAAUUUUUCUAAUCUUCUCUUGAACACAAAACUCUUUAUGGCAACUUGAGGCAUGCAGUUUGUUCUGCAUCUUGUUUCUUUGUUUUUAAAUAUUUGUUUUCUUCUCUCACAGAGGGAAAUAAUUUUGAGGAAGGAACUUGUUUUUACCUCUUUUUUUUUUUAUUUCUUACUUUUUAACUGUUUCCUCUGAUUUACAGCAACGUGUUGUAGGGAACUAGGACAGUCCAUGUUCUGCCAGCUUUGGGAUGUGGAUUUUGGUGUCCAUUCUGGACUGCAACCAGAUGAGCAGAUCUCUAUUUCAAUGCACUUUUUGUUAAUUUUGGAGAAGUUACUCUUACCAUUUGCUACCUGAAGAAAAAAUGGAUGUUUCUUCACUGAAUCCUCAAUUUCAAAUGUACUUAGUACUAUAAGAACCUUAGGAACAGCCCAAAGUGAAAAAGAACCCGUCGGAUGAGCCCUGCCUGUGUCCCUAUCAGCUGUGCUCCACAGAAGGGCCUGGGCAGGAUCCUGGCUCCUGCCCGCAGCCCUGGCAGUAGGAGAGAUGCAGAGAAGGGUGUCCAAGGGCAUUUACACUGUACACUGUUUUACACUGAAAUGUAUGUGUUAUUCUCACUGAAAACCUGAGAGACAUUUUUAUUAUUAAAAGUUGGUUUUUAUUAUAAGGAAAGAA
Molecule: messenger RNA, 9140 nt
Organism: Prinia subflava (tawny-flanked prinia)
Lineage: Eukaryota; Metazoa; Chordata; Aves; Passeriformes; Cisticolidae
Gene: PREX1
Product: phosphatidylinositol-3,4,5-trisphosphate dependent Rac exchange factor 1
Exons: 40
Coding region: 1751-7018 (1755 amino acids)
Biological process (GO): regulation of signaling; intracellular signal transduction; positive regulation of GTPase activity
Cellular component (GO): plasma membrane
Molecular function (GO): guanyl-nucleotide exchange factor activity; GTPase activator activity; protein binding
Source: RefSeq, a predicted model, not a curated record